GCAGACUUAGCGGAUCGAGUUAUUGAACGAUCACAGCCACAAGUCGACGCCAGCAAGAUGAAUGCCGUCGCGUCCCAGGGCACUUCUAUCACUGGCUUACAGUCAACUAUAGAAGCCCUGCAAGCACAAGUUGCGACACUUAGUCGCCAGGUGCAACAGCUUACUAUGACCCGUCGUCGUCCUAGCCGCUCAAAAUCGCCCUUCAAACUUUCUCAGUCUAGCAACAGGCAAGCUAGCUGUUGGUAUCAUCAGCGCUUUGGUACCGCAGCUCGUAAAUGUAUCAAGCCUUGCAACUUUGCCGAGAAGCAGGGAAACCUCGGCCGUUCCGUAACGGCGACGGACGCGACCGGCCAACACCAAAGUCGCCUCAUCCGCGUUAGGGAUUUAACUUCCGGCACCGAGUUUCUAGUAGACACUGGUGCCGAAGUUAGCGUUAUACCCCGUAGCUCAGAUGAGGUCGUCUCACCAUCGCCGACCAAGCUGCGUGCCGCCAAUGGCACACCAAUCGCAACUUUCGGCGAAAAGCUGCUAACGCUCAACUUAGGCCUCCGGCGAACCUUUCGCUGGCCUUUCAUAAUCGCUGCUGUGCCUUUCGCCAUCAUAGGCAUAGACUUUCUGCAACGCUUCGACCUGAUCGUCGACGCUAAAAGGAAGAAGCUUAUUGACUCUAGGACACAGCUCAGUGUUAUCGGGAC
Messenger RNA from Dicrocoelium dendriticum, 695 nucleotides. The record is from the annotation of a GenBank genome assembly. Lineage: Eukaryota; Metazoa; Platyhelminthes; Trematoda; Plagiorchiida; Dicrocoeliidae.